Molecule: messenger RNA, 4205 nt
Organism: Onthophagus taurus
Lineage: Eukaryota; Metazoa; Arthropoda; Insecta; Coleoptera; Scarabaeidae
Source: RefSeq, a predicted model, not a curated record
UAACAAAAUUUAAUAGUUUCAGGUUACUUAAUGUAGAUUUAAUAAGGACUGUAUAUUUUAUGAAAUCUUAGAACGCACUUCUUAGAUGCAGUGUUCUCCUGUUUUGCUCAUUUUCACUUCACGAGUCUCGACAUUGUGGCCUAGGUUGUCGAUUCAGAUAAAUUAUUUUCAUUUAGAGAGACUCAUUUAGGAGCUCUCUUGUUCUUUUCGUCAUUUCUGCUAGUCCACUCUGAUUGGCCUCAACCUCAGCCUCCACAUCUGCGUUCCAUACCAGAUACUUAAAUUGUGCUACUUUCGGGACUGGUGUUUCAUUAGGGUGAUAAAUGUGGUAGUCUUGAUCAAAACCGAGUGCUCCAUCUUUGACCUGCUCAUCUUAAGUCUAUUAAGGGAGGACAGUAUUAGAUCUGCGGCGAGCAAUGAAUGCCACCAGUUUUUGAAGUCUGCUUAGUAUACCUUGAAACUGCAUUAUCUCCCAGUGUCACUAAACUAUGUCACGGCGCUUCUAUUAGUAGCGCAAUUUGGUACCAGUCAUUAAAUUUAUGGCUCAACAUGAAUGUAAUUAGUUCUCAUUAUGUGAUAAAAUGAAGCUAGAAGCUGUCGAAUAUUUUCUAAGGUAAGGACGGAAAAAUCUUAAAAAGCUAAUUAAAUCACAAUUCAAUAUUGAUUCUCCAUAUUGAAAUAAAAUCAUAAUAAUACUCCCCAAAGAAUUAAUAUCAUUAAUUUUUGGAAAUCCUAGAAUUUAACUCGAAUUUUCCGGCGCCGUCUCGACAUGAAACUAAGAAGUAGGCGCCAGAAUGACGCCGAGGGGUUCAUUUCCUCACGCAAUAACCCCAAUUUUGCGUUUCUAGUUCCAUUCGAAACAUUUUCUUUGUUCGCAACGAAAUAUCAGAAAAUUGCGAUUAAUCAAAAGUAUAUUUGAGUUUAACACUUUAAUUUGCUGAUAAUGAGGCUUAAUUUAAUGUUGGAAGAUUAAAUUUUAAAGUAUGCAAUAACAUGUUGGAAACCAAUUUGAAAAGUAACUCGUCUCGCGCUAUCGAUUGUGUGUAGGUAGGCUUUUCCCUACUCGCAUUUGGGGAAACACAGCCCGUAGAGUUCAGUGCGCUCCCGGCUUCUGAACGUAAAGGGUUGCUUCACUUCUUAUCAUCCCUUAAAGAUAUUCCUUUUAUUAUAUUUCAAGUCGUUACUAAAAUUUACAGCGUGGGUGGACGCGGUGAUUUUUGUUUUCAGCCUUGAAAAUGAAUCGUCCUUCAACGCAAUAUACCAGUAUUACUCGAAAAUGUCCCAUUAUAGGAACGCAACGGAGAUACCUGUGAUACUAGUUGGAACCCAAGACGGUAUUAGUGAGAGUAACCCACGAGUAAUCGAUGAUAACCGAGCAAGAAAACUAGCAAACGACCUGAAAAAGUGUCCCUACUACGAAACUUGCGCAACCUACGGAUUGAACGUGGAGCGCGUCUUCCAAGACGCUUGCCAAAAAAUAGUUCAACAAAGGUUAUCAACCCCCGGUGGAAUUUCAUUAACACCAACAAAUUCAAGACCAUCAACCCCUAAUCAUUUUUAUCAACAAGGACCAAUGACCGCCCCGCGCCAACACCACCAAAUGUCCCAACAAAACCCAACGAACGGGUUUUGCCAGCGAGAAUCCCCAUCUUCAGGAGGAAACCACAUGUCUAGUCCUAGUCAUCAUAAUAAUCACACACUUUCCCAUAAAGACUCGAUGAGUUUGGGUCAAUUAAACUCAUCGCGACAAGUCCAUACUUUAUCUUCGUCCAGUCAUCACCUUCAUCGACAACAAUCCGAAAAAGAAACGAUAAUAUUUCGAAAUAACGACGAUGUGAAGUGGAAUUCGUCGAGUUCGACUUUAGGUAGUCACGGAUCGAAUUCGCAAUUAGUUGAAAAUAACAAUUUGGCUAAAUUUGCUGUUCCUCAUCCUGUUGAUAAUCAGCUUCUUCAAAUUCAGCCCCAAUCCAAAGAAAAAGAAAAAGAUUUGCCGACGCCGAGUUCAACGCCGACGACUUCAAGAAAAAAUCGAAGAAGAUCGAAUAUUUUUACGGCAAAAAAAGGUGAUGAUAAAUUAAAAAAUGGCGGGGAUAUCGGUAGCGGAAGAGCGAUACCAUUAAAACAAGGUUAUUUAUACAAACGAAGUAAUAAGCCAUUAAAUAAAGAAUGGAAAAAGAAAUAUGUAACUCUUUGCGAUGACGGUCGAUUAACCUACCAUCCAAGUUUACACGAUUACAUGGACGACGUUCAUGGAAAAGAAAUUUCAUUGCAAUACGUGACUGUUAAAGUUCCCGGACAGAAACCGCGCGGAUCAAAAUCUAUAAUUACAGUGGCCGGAAGUAACGGAAUAACUAGUAAUAACACAAUUAAUGAUGGCAUAGGUGGAUUAUCGUUGUCGUCAUCUUCGUCUUCGGCGGGGAAAGAUCAUCGAAGGAAUGUCGCCGGGACGGUUACCGAGAAGGUUUUAUUGACCGCGUUUGAUGUGGUUAAGGAGCCCGGAAGUAAACACGCCACUCACGGAAGUGGCGAUGACGCAAUGGUUUUAUCGAGUAGCAAUUCGUUUUUGAAUGGGGACGGUGGUGGUGGUAAAAGUGAAACUCCAAAUGUUAAGAAAAGACAUCGGAGGAUGAAGAGUAGUGGAGUUAAAAAUUCUGAAUAUGAUGAUUCAGACGUAUACGAAUUUUAUAUUGUCUCAUUAGAUAAUAAACAAUGGCAUUUUGAGGCGUCAAAUUCAGACGAAAGAGACGGUUGGGUAGCCGCUAUUGAACAACAAAUACUAAAUUCUUUGCAACUAAACGAAUCUUCAAAAGCUAGAAAAUUAAAUAAUCCCGGCGAGGCGUCGACGAUACAAAGGAUACGAUCGGGGGUUCCCGGAAACGAUGUUUGCGUCGAUUGUGAUGCUCCAAAUCCAGAUUGGGCAAGUUUAAAUUUAGGUGUUUUGAUGUGUAUUGAAUGUUCUGGAAUUCAUCGAAAUUUAGGGUCACAUAUUUCAAGGGUUCGAUCGUUAGAUCUGGAUGAUUGGUCUCCUGGGCAAUUAAGCGUGAUGUUAGCGAUAGGCAACAACAUCGCAAAUUCCGUGUUUGAAAGUCGCAUUCAAAACCAUACAAAACCCACAAAAACAUCUAGUCAUGAAGAAAAAGAACGAUGGAUUCGAGCGAAAUACGAAAACAAAGAAUUUCUCCCUUUAAUCUCAUCAAAUUCUUCAAUGCCAUUAGAACAACAAUUAAUUGAUAGCGUUUGUAGCUCAAACAUACGCCAAAUUAUACUUGUUUUAGCUCAAGCAACUAUUGAACAAGUUAACACAACCGUUAAUGGAGGGAAAGAUUUACGAACUGCGCUGCAUUUAGCGUGUAUGUUAGGAAACUUAGCUGUUGUUCAGUUAUUAAUUUGGCAUAAUGCGAACGUGAAGGCUCAAGAUGAAGAGGGUAAAACGUGUUUGUGGUAUGCUAAAGCUGGUUUGAGUAAACAUGGAGGUGGUGGCGAUUGGAAGAAUUUAGUUGAUUUAUUGGUUUCUUAUGGUUGUCCGGAUUUAGGGGCGAAUAAUAGUAGUGGAACGUUACCGAGAAGACGUGGAAGUCAAACGAGUGUUAUUUAAGAAAAAAUUGAGAAAGAUAAAAUAAGAAAUUGAUUGUGCAAUAACUUUUUAUUUCUAAUCUAAGUGUACCCCAAAAGAAAUCGAAUAAGAUUUUUUUAAAAUAUGAUGAUAAUAAGAUAACAAUCAAUCACACUUUGAUACCUAAAUGAUGAUAUUUUAGAGCACUAUGUGUACUUAAUUCACACGCCACUGAUGUCGAUGAGGAUAUGAUGUCAAUUUUGCACUUGGAAAGUGUUAAAGCGCCUUUUUUUGGAACACUUUGUAUAAUGUGGUUUUGUAACGUUUGUACCUUGAUGUGUAUUUAUUUAUUGAUUAAGAAUCAGCCCCUGAGGAUCCACGUUUAAAUUAUUUUGAUUUUUUUAAAAGAUUGGUAUAUUUUUUUUCGUUCGUUUUUAAUAAUUAUAAUUAAUUGUACGAUUAUUAUCUUUAUGUAUAUAUUUUCGCCAAAGAGAUACAAAAAAGUAUGAAUACAUGUUGUUUUGUAAAUAUAUUAUUAUACCACGAAAUAUGGAUUCGGAAAUGAGAAAUGCGUGGCCGCUGUGUACAGAAAUUAUAUAUGUUGUUCUUCCUUAAAUAAAAAAAAAAACAAAAAAUGUUAACUAAAAAUAAA